AUGCACAAGAAGAAGAAAUAUGGAGAAUUAACCUUCUAUUUGGAAGCCUGUGAAGCUGGCUCUAUGUUUGAUGAGCAUAUGCUGGAAAGUCUGAAAAUUUAUGCAAUGACCGCAUCUAAUGCGAACGAGUCAAGUUGGAGUUGUUAUUGCGCAACAGAAAUUCUCCCAGGCGCUUGUUUGGGUGAUUUUUUCUCAGAAAAUUUACUGAAAGAAACAUUAGCAGAACAAUUCGAGAUAGUGAGGAAUAAAACAGAUAGAAGUCAUGUUCAAAGCAUUGGAAGUUUGAAUAUUACAUAUGAACAUGUGUCUGAGUUUAUGGGAUCGAAAGAACCCAAUGAAAUGGGAGAAAAUAUGAUGAGUAAAUCCAACCCUAAAGACUACCCAAUGUAUCCGCAGACGGAUAUCCCCCUAUUUUUGCUGGCUCAAAAAUUGAAAAGUAAUGGCGACGAUAUUCUUGCUUCAAAUGCUUUACAAACCUUAAAAAAGAAACGUCGUUAUUUGGAAAAACAAAUAACCCAACUUGUAAAUAAAUUGGUUAGAAAACCUGCAGAUCAAUUACAGAUAAUGAAUAUAUAUCCACAAAGUAUUACUGAUAAAGAGUGUCAUCAUCGUGUAGUGCAUGCUUUUAAUAAAUUUUGUUUUAAUUUUUCUGAGGUAAUUUUCGAGGGGAAAUUUCCAAAUAAAUUAAAUUUUACAGAAAAUAUGCUUAUGUUUUGGCAAAUUUGUGUGAAAGGGGAAUUAAGGUAUGUCACAUUGAAGCCGUUAUGAAAGAACACUGUACUGAGGCUGGGACUAAGACUAUUAGAGGAAUUGUUUAAAGAAAUAAAUGAUUUUAAAUUUAAAAUUAAAGUUACGAUUAUGGGACAAUUAUGGGAAUUAUGGGAUUUCAAUAAAAA
Messenger RNA from Meloidogyne enterolobii, 896 nucleotides. NCBI's taxonomy places the organism in Eukaryota, Metazoa, Nematoda, Chromadorea, Rhabditida, Meloidogynidae. The record is from the annotation of a GenBank genome assembly.